AGAAGACUAUUGCCAAAACUAAGCCACGACCACACAUUAACUUGGAAUUAUUACAAUUCAGUUAAUGUAUGGUCGGAUUUCUUAAUCAUUACGACAAAACAUUACUUUUGUAAAUAUUUGUCGUUAUAAUCUGCAGGCUUGUAAGUACAAGAUUUUUGUUUGGCAGAAAGAUAGUGUUGAAGGCACUUGAUUUUCCUGGAAAAUAUAUGCUCAUUUUCUUGGAAAUGGGCAGAAAGUGAGAGCCCCGUUGACUAGCAUGCAGAUUUUUGUUCCUGUACUGAAAUGGCGAAGGACAUGAUUAUAAGUGCAUCACUUGCACCCAUGUCUGAGUUACUUUCUCAGACUGUACUUGCAAUACUUGAAACUGUUAAUGCGGCGAAAGAAGUCCCCAUUCAGAAAGAGAAUUUCAACAAAUUCUCGAAUUACUUGGGGAUGAUCGUGUCUACAUUGAAGGAGUUGUCAAAGUUAGACAUAGAUAAUUCUGACUCUUCUGAGAGCUUAAGAAAUGCUCUAGGGUUGCUGAACCAAGAGAUUAAAAAUGCUAGGCAGCUGACUCUAGACUGCAGAGAAAAAAACAAGAUUUAUCUUCUGAUUAACUGCCGGAAAAUCACGAAGCACAUAGAUGGCAGCACAAAAGAGAUUAGUCAAGCUUUAAGUCUCAUGCCUUUGGAUUCAUUAGAUGUUUCUCUGGGUUUAAGUAAUAAGAUCAGCAGGUUAUGUAAGAAUAUGAUGGAUACCGAGUACUGUGUAGCUUUAGUAGAGGAAGAAAUUUAUGAAAAAAUCGAGUCAGGAAUACAGGAGAGUGAUGUUGAUCGAUCUUAUGCCAAUGAGUUGCUGGCUCAUGUAUGUGAGGUUGUUGGUAUCUCAACAGAGCAGUCAGCCUUAAAGAAGGAAUUUGAAGAGUUCAAAAGUGAAAUAGAAGAUGCCAGGCUGAGAAUAGACACGGCGGAAACCAUUAAGAUUGAACAAAUUAUUGCUUUGCUUGAAAAGGCUGAUGCCACUACAUCUCAUGAGGAAAAGCAGAAGAAGUAUUUCAAUGAGCGGAAUCAUUUGGGCAGGCAACCUCUGGAGCCUCUUCAGUCAUUUUACUGCCCCAUCACUCGGGAUGUAAUGACUGAUCCUGUGGAAAGUUCCACAGGUCGAACUUUCGAGAGAAGUGCCAUUGAGAAGUGGGUUGCAGAGGGUAACAAAAUCUGUCCUUCAACUUACACUCCCUUGGAGAAUUUGGAUUUUCGGCCUAACAAAACUCUUCGGCAAUCAAUUCAACAAUGGAAGAGUAGGAACAAAAUGAGUACCAUUGUUUCCAUCAAACCCAAACUCCAGUCAAAUGAUGAGCGUGAAGUGCUUCAGUCACUUGGCAAACUGCAGGAUUUAUGCAUCGAGCGAGAGUCGCAUCGUGACUGGGUGACAAUGGAAAACUAUAUACCAAUUCUUGUUACACUUCUUGGUGCCAAAAAUCGUGAAUUAAGAACACUUUCUCUGGACAUCCUAUGCAUCCUUGCAAGGGAUGGUGAUGAGAAUAAGGAAAGAAUUGCUGAAGUAGACCACGCACUAGAAUCGAUUGUUUGCUCACUUGCACAUCAAAUUGGGGAAAGUAAGUCAGCAUUGCGGUUGUUACUGCAACUGUCAAGCAUCAGUAAAGUCCAAGAUGUAAUCGGAAAUGUCCAAGGAUGUAUGUUUCUCUUAGUUGCCAUGUUAAAUAGCGAUGAUCCUGAUGCUUCUGGCGAUGCUAAAGAGCUUUUGGAGAAUCUGUCUUACCUUGAUCAGAAUGCCAUCCAGAUGGCAAAAGCAAAUUAUUUUAAACCUUUAUUACAGCUUCUUUCUUCAGGACCAGAACAUGUAAGGUUGAUCAUGGCUGAGACUUUGUCAGAAAUUGAGCUUACUGAUCACAACAAAUUGGCCUUGUUUAGAGAAGGUGCGCUCGGGCCACUUCUUCAAAUGCUCUCUCAUAGUGACUUGGAGAUGAAAAUAGUUGCUGUUAAAGCCCUUAAGAACCUGUCUCACAUACCACAAAAUGGCCUGCAGAUGAUCAAAGAAGGUGCUCUAAAACCGCUGUUUGAACUUCUUUAUCGUCAUGGCUUAUCAUCGUCAAGUUUUCGUGAAGGGGUAGCAGCCAUAAUAAUGCAUCUUGCUACUGCAACCUGUUCUCAAGAAGCCAAUGAUCUGCAAAUCUCGAUGCUGGAAUCUGAAGAAGAUAUCUUCAAACUGUUCUCUCUUAUUUCCUUGACAGGACCUGACAUUCAGAAAAGCAUUCUCCGAACUUUUCAGGCCUUGUGCCAAUCUCCUUCAGGUCCAGAUAUCAGAGCAAAGUUGAGACAGCUCUCGGCUGCUCAAGUGUUGGUUCAGUUAUGUGAAGUGAAUAACCAUACCAUACGUGCAAAUGCUGUGAAGCUGUUCUGUUGCUUGACAGAAGACGGAGAUGGCAGAACCUUCUUAGAGCACGUUGGUCAGAGAUGCAUUGAGACUUUGCUCGGGAUCAUCAAAACUUCUUGUGAUGUUGAAGAAAUUGCAGCUGCAAUGGGUAUUAUCUGCAAUCUACCUAAGAACACACAAAUGACUCAAUGGCUUCUAGAUGCCGGGGCUCUUGAAGUUAUCUUUACUUGUCUCAAUGAUGGAAAUAGAAAUGCAUCAUACAAAAGGCCAGUUGUAGAGAAUGCCACUGGAGCUCUUUGUUGUUUCACCAUCUCAACAAAUCUGGAAUGGCAGAAAAGAGCAGCUGAAGUAGGCAUUAUACCAGUACUUGUACAGUUGCUAGUUUCUGGAACAUCUUUGACAAAACAAAAUGCAGCCAUUUCACUUAAACAGUUUUCCGAAAGUUCAACUGCUUUGAGCCAGCCAGUGAGGAAGCGUGGACUUUUCUUUUGCUGCAUGGCUGCACCUCUCACCGGCUGCCCUGUCCACUUGGGAAUCUGCACAGUAGAGUCUUCCUUCUGCAUUGUAGAAGCUAAUGCUUUGCCACCGCUAGUGAGGAUGCUUGGAGAGACCAAUCUUGGUGUUAGUGAAGCUUCGUUAGAUGCACUCUUGACAUUGAUCGAUGGUGAAAGACUGCAAAGCAGUAGUAAGGUGCUAGAUGAAGCAAAUGCCAUUGCUCCAAUCAUCAAAUUAUUAUGUUCACCGUCUGCCAGUUUGCAGGAGAAGAUUUUGAAGGCUCUAGAAAGACUGUUUCAACUGGUUGAGUUGAAGCAAAAAUAUGGAAAAUCUGCCCAGGUACUGUUAGUCGAUAUUACUCAGAGGGGAAAUAGUAGUAUGAAAUCCCUGGCUGCUAAAGUACUUGUUCGGUUGAAUUUGCUCGAAGAACAGUCGUCAUUUUUUGGAUAAGGCACAAUCAUGUUCAAUCUAAUUCAUUUCUCUUAUAAGGUGAAGAUAUUUCCAAUUGUUUCAAUCUUUUCUUAUGAGAAAAUUAGACUCUUUACUCAGUAAUCACAAAGCUGAGCUCAGUUUCUUGUUCCCAAUGAAAAAUCAGGUCUCUUUAUUACAAAAAUUGAACUGCUUUGUUAGAGAUAAGCUUAUACAUUGUACAGAUUUUCUGUUGCUUCUGGUAACAGAGUGCAUAAU
This is a messenger RNA of Pistacia vera, 3555 nucleotides long. RefSeq names its product U-box domain-containing protein 44-like. The transcript has 5 exons. Gene Ontology annotation, molecular function: ubiquitin-protein transferase activity; protein binding. The coding region runs from base 283 to 3318 and encodes 1011 amino acids. Gene Ontology annotation, biological process: cell surface receptor signaling pathway; protein ubiquitination. The record is from RefSeq and is a predicted model, not a curated record. NCBI's taxonomy places the organism in Eukaryota, Viridiplantae, Streptophyta, Magnoliopsida, Sapindales, Anacardiaceae.